AUGCUUCCGCUCCAAUGGCCGCGGGCGGUCUGGCCGCAAUGGCUCCUCCUGUUGCCCGUCACUAUAGCCCAGAUGCCCUACAAUCCGACCAGGAUCCUUCGAUACGACAAUCUGCUCUACGUCUUCCAACCAUCCCCAGAGUCCUCGACACAGUUCCAGCUACGCUCAGUCGAUUUAUCAUCCCAACUUAACGUCGCCCACAUCCCAUAUACAACUCUCGAUUCGACACUCUCCUUUCUCGACGACCGGGCUCCACGCGCUUUCACCCCCGUUUUGGGCAACCAAGGUAACCUCACCGUCUACACUGGCAACUGCUCGCAGGGCGCUGCGGGAGCGCAGGUCUGGAGCUUCACGCCUGAUCCUUUGGAAAAGAAAGGCGCAGGCACUUGGAUACAGGAAGAAGCUAAUAUCAGAAGCACACUGUCUGCAUCUAGCAUGGGCCCCAACUACCUCAGUGCUGGCGUCGCCUUCUCCUCCAUUGUAGGAGGCGAUGCUGGAAACAUGGGCGCCUACAUCUUCGGCGGAAUGUGCCCAAAUCAGUCCGCUACUCUAGAGGAUUGGCAGUCUUCCGCUGCUUACUCCAAUCUCAUGGUCACCCUAAAGCCUUCCGAGAUAGACAGUGCAACCAUUAUGUACAAUUUAGACAUGUCUCCUAGUCGCGGGCCACCCAUACCAGAGGCAGGAUUCAGUAUCACCGGCCUUUCGCCUACUUUUUCGAACCGAAGCGAUGGCACACAGACCCAACAGCAGAAUUUUGUGUUGUUGGGUGGUCAUACUAGUACGGCUUUCAUCAACAUGUCACAGAUUGCGCUCUUUUCGCUUCCAGAGCAGGGUUGGACAUUCAUCGGGGUGCAGCAGCCGGACGCCUCCCGUACUGGCUUGGCCAUGCGUGCAGACAUGACCAACGUCGACCCCCGCUCAGGACACACCGCCGUUCUGACGCCAGAUGGACAAAGGAUCAUCGUCAUAGGAGGCUGGGUCGGUGACAUUCACACAGCAGCUGAUCCUCAGCUUGCCAUUUUGAACGUGGCCAAUGGGUACGGCGGAGAGGGUGACUGGGAGUGGGUCGUGCCUGUCACGUCUGGCAGUGGUCUUCCCGAAGGGUCUGGAUUGUAUGGCCAUGGCGCGGUCAUGCUGCCAGGUGAAAUACUCAUGAUCACUGGAGGAUAUUCCAUUCCAGCAGCGGGCAAACGGAGGAAAAGAGCUACACCAAUAUCCAAUGCUCAAACUUAUUUCUUCAACAUCACCUCUAACACGUGGACAAAGGAUUACAUACCUCCUAUAGAUCUGUCAUAUCCGGAACCUUCCAAGUCGGGGCCGUUGUCUAGUCCCGGCCAAAAAGCAGGCCUAGGUAUUGGUUUAGGCAUCGGAGUAGCUGCGGUCUGUGGCCUGUUUGCAUUUUACAUGUGGUACAUCAGGCGCCUAAAGAGACAUCGCAAUGUGCGGGAGAAGCAGCUCCAGGACCUCAGUUUCACGACACAGCGAUAUACCAUUGAAAAUUAUUCCCCGGGCUUCGAUGGUCGCCAUGAUCAAGCUCAUGGAUCCGAAUACCCGGUUGGCCUGAACGGCUCAUACUAUUUCCCUUCCGCAACCCAAGGAAUUCGAGGCUGGCGAGCAGCCACCGGAGGCGAUGCAGAACGAACUGGACUACUGGUCGAAAUUCCAAGUCCUACAAGGGGACUACGACGCAGUCUCAGUGGGAGGCCAGCGUACACCAUGGGAAAAGUUCAUGGCCCGGGCCAGAUUCACCCAAUCGACGAGCUUGAGGAAGAACCGGACGAGGAGCAAUCGCAUGCGGAUACUGGCCGACCUAGGCAAGCUGAGAUGAUGGAAAGAAAUCAUUGUCAGGGGGCUUCACUCCUGUCGACAACUGCUGCUUUAAAUUUGUUCACAGACACCCAAGGACGUAGAAGCGAGCACACGAGUGCAUUGCAUACUUCAUCAAAACCCCCAAAGGAUCCGGUUACUACACCUGAACGACAGAGCCCACUACUCGAUGUGAGAUUGUCACCAGAUAGGUCGUCAUCAGAACGAACGAGCUCGAACCUGAGUGAGAGAAGUACUCAAUCUGACUUGUCAUGGACAUCUUCGAGUGCAGAUGUCUUGCGAAGCACGUCUGUGCAUUCUGCAGCUAUCACUAAGAGUGUAGCUCAUGCAAACCCCUUUAAGACACCUACCGGAAGUCCUACUCGUGACAGACCAGGCAGGAAAAGCGAAACUGGGCGACAUUCUCCAUUUGAUCCGAUAACACAGUCACUAACAAGUCUUCGUAGCAACGGCUGCGGAGAUCAUGAGGCAGCGCAUCUCGCUCAUUCAUCUUUCCCACAUCUUCAAGCAGAGGGUGAAGCCUUGUUGGGCGGCAACCCCGAGCGAGCUAGACCUGGAACCUCUUCCUCAUAUUCGCAUCUCUAUCGUGAUACCGAUGGAAGUAGCAGUCAUGCGAAUACUGCCACUCCAGGAACUUCGUACAUCGUAGAUAAUUCGACUAGUUCGCGACCAGCAACCAGGGAGCGACGUCGCAGCUGGUUAGGGAGCGUACGCAGGGUGUUGACAAGAUCUGUCUCUAGUGCCGAACGCACAAGAUCUCUGACGAUAACCGCUUCCCAUCAUGAACCCUACCAAGACGCUCGCAUCCCUCCUGUGGGCAACGUGACAUCUGAUGCUAGGAAGUCGUUCCCGGCUCCUGAUCUCCCGCCACGUCGUGCAGCCUCAGACGCUAGUUUCUGGCGUAACAGGAGAGGUAAGCAAGAUUGGUUGGAGGAUGAACAAGACCCGACAUGGCGACGGAACGCGGGAGACGACUGGGGGGCACCAGAGGAUGUAGCCAUGGCGAAGAGGGAGCGCCAGCGUCGAGAGUGGCGUGAACGGGGGAAUCUUCUCAUCAACAUUGAUGAUGUUGACCAACAGUUACCCACUCCGCGUACACCGAUUGGACCAGACCAUCUCGGCGUACAGACGUUCGAAGGUAGACCCUGUACACCGGCUAGCGAAGCCGAUUGGGAUGUGGAAGCGGCGGUGGAACGGAGAGUAGUGCAGGUCAUGUUCACUGUACCAAAGUCAAAACUACGCGUUGUCAAUGCGGAUAUCGAUGGAAGCAGCGUGCUAUCCGUGCCAUAUGAAAGUCCAAGAGAUGGGGAUGGCGUUGGAGAGGAAGGGAAAAGUUCGUCGAGCCGCGUGAAAGACCUCGCAGGGAGGUUUGAACAGAUGAUUGAGCCGCGCAGAUCACCUCGCCCGUCUCCAAGGCCCUCGCCAUCACCCUCCAUCAAGUCCAUGAAGAUUCGAACACAGCGUAGUACUGCCUCAUUGAGUCAACAGAGUUCAAGAAUUAGUAGUGGUGCAAAUCCGCAGAUCAAGGGGAAAUAG
Messenger RNA from Plenodomus lingam JN3, 3363 nucleotides. RefSeq lists its product as uncharacterized. NCBI's taxonomy places the organism in Eukaryota, Fungi, Ascomycota, Dothideomycetes, Pleosporales, Leptosphaeriaceae. Gene Ontology annotation, molecular function: protein binding. The record is from RefSeq and is a predicted model, not a curated record.